Pichia membranifaciens NRRL Y-2026 is the source of this 2222-nucleotide messenger RNA. RefSeq lists its product as hypothetical. The coding region runs from base 224 to 1933 and encodes 569 amino acids. Gene Ontology annotation, biological process: lactate metabolic process. The transcript has a single exon. Gene Ontology annotation, molecular function: L-lactate dehydrogenase (cytochrome) activity; heme binding. The record is from RefSeq and is a predicted model, not a curated record. NCBI's taxonomy places the organism in Eukaryota, Fungi, Ascomycota, Pichiomycetes, Pichiales, Pichiaceae.
CUUGAGAGGUGUGGGGAGAAUAAGGGGAGCCCACAAGAAACAGGAGAUAUGUGUUUGUUUUUUUCUUUCUUGCCUCCCUCCUUUUGUUUCCUCUUCGAUAACCGCAUUGUUCAAUAGCAACGAAAGCGACAACAGCUGCCCCGUCACUUCUUGAUACAAAAAGGCUCGCUAGUACACAACGCAGAACGCAUAGCAUACCACCCAGCAUAGCAAACACUCCACGAUGCUAAGAUCACAGUUCAGAAACGUUUUGAGAAACGUAAAGCCCUUCCACGCGGGGGGCAAGAGAAGCGUGGCGUCGUCCACCCUUUCCUCGUCGUCCACCCACAGCAAGCAGCAAUCGAGAAGCUCCAGAGUGCUGGCUGCCUCGGUGGCCUCUGUGACAGCAGCAGCCGCUUCCUACUUUUUGGUCCAGCCUUCUCUUGCGAACGACGAAGCUGCAACCGCUUCCUCCAACAGAAAAAUUCCUGUCGAAGAGUUUGUGAAACACAACACCGCCGACGACUGUUGGAUUACGGUCAACGGUAACGUGUACGACUUGACCGACUUCAUUGACAUGCAUCCCGGUGGAACCACGCCUCUAAUCCAAAACGCUGGUCACGAUGCAACGGUCUUAUACAACAAGAUCCACCCAAAGGGUACUAUUGAAAACUUCCUUCCUAAGGAAAAGCAGUUGGGCGUCUUGGUUGGUGAAGCCCCAAAAAUUGAGAUCAUCAUUGAUGACAAGGAAAAGCACAGAUUAGAGCUGUUGGAACACUUGCCUGCGCUAUCCAGAAUCCAAAACAUUUACGACUUCGAAUACAUCGCAAGCAGGGUCUUGACUGAGCAGGCUUGGAACUACUACUCUUGUGGUGCGGAAGAUGAAAUCACAAUGAGAGAAAAUCAUUACGCUUACCAAAGAAUCUACUUCAGACCAAAGUGCUGCGUUAACGUCCAAGAUGUUGACACCUCCACAACUCUUUUGGGAUCAAAAUCUUCUGUGCCAUUUUACGUUUCUGCUGCUGCAUCUGCCAAACUCGGCCACGACGAUGGUGAAUGCUCCAUUGCCAGAGGUGCAGGUAAGGAAGGCGUUAUCCAGAUGAUUUCUUCUUUCUCAUCUUAUUCAUUGGAUGAAAUUGCAGAAAGUAGGAUUCCUGGUGCUACCCAAUGGUUCCAGUUGUACGUUAAUGAAGAUAAGGAUGUCGUCAAGAGAACUAUUAAAAAGGCCGAGGAUUUGGGCAUGAAGGCCAUUUUUGUUACUGUUGAUGCUGCUAACAGAGGUAACAGAGAAAAGGAUAUCAGAAUGAGAAUUACUGAAGACCACGAUGAAUUGGAUGAAGAUCAUUCUGUUAGAGCUGGUUCCACUUCUGGUGCCAUGCCUUCCUUCAUUGACAAAAGGCUGACCUGGGAUGAAGUCAAAGACAUUAUCGGCCUCACCAAACUACCAGUCAUGCUGAAAGGUGUCCAAAGAACUGAAGACAUUGAAAAAGCAAUUGAUAUUGGUUGUCAAGGUGUUGUUUUAUCCAACCAUGGUGGUAGACAAUUAGAUACUGCUCCACCUCCAAUUGAAGUCAUGGCUGAAUCCGUUCCAAUUUUAAAGGCUAAGGGUAAGUUGGACCCAAAUUUCAACAUUUUCGUUGAUGGUGGUGUCAGAAGAGGUACUGAUAUCUUGAAAGCUCUUGCAAUCGGUGGUAAAGAUUGCAAAGUUGCUGUGGGUCUCGGCAGACCUUUCUUAUAUGCCAACACUGGUUAUGGUGAAAAGGGUGUCAGAAAGGCCAUCCAAAUUUUGAGAGAAGAAAUGAAGGCCGACAUGAGAAUGUUGGGUGUCACUAAUCUGAACGAAUUGGACGAGUCUUGUAUUGACACUAGAAGAUUAGUGGGUAGAGACGCAGUCAACAAUGUCUUCAACAACAAUUACUACCCAAUGUCUCAGAUAAAGUUCAAGAACGAGUAGGUCAGAUAGACAACUCAUUGCAUCUUCCCACUCGAUAUCAUUCUCUAUCCUACCGCAUACAAAUAUUAUUCCAUUCUUCCUUUUCUUUGAGGAGAAAACAAUAUUAAAAAGAAAAUAACUUAAAAAAAUUACAAAAAAAUGAAAUAAAAUAUAUCAAGAAACGUGCAAAGGAAAUUAGUUCCGGUGGUAAUACUAUCAUUAUUAUUAUUCUUCAUCAUCUUUUUCCCUUUAAUUCUAUUUACUAUUGUUUUACACUGUAUAUUCCGGGUUUAUAAAAGAUUAAUUUGUG